Messenger RNA from Drosophila takahashii, 617 nucleotides. It is a transcript of the gene mRpL41, whose product is annotated as mitochondrial ribosomal protein L41. Gene Ontology annotation, cellular component: mitochondrial large ribosomal subunit. Gene Ontology annotation, molecular function: structural constituent of ribosome. Lineage: Eukaryota; Metazoa; Arthropoda; Insecta; Diptera; Drosophilidae. The record is from RefSeq and is a predicted model, not a curated record. Gene Ontology annotation, biological process: translation.
UCCAGCAAACAGCUGUUUCGCUCCCGCAUUUGUUAUUUAACAACUUCGCCUCGCCGAAAAGCCAAAUAACAAUGAAUAAUUGUAUUAAACUGGCGCCCAUGGCACUCCGCUGCCAGCAGAGGACCAUCAGCACUUCAUCCGUACUGGAGGGCAAGCGGAACUUCCGCAAAUUCAAUGUGUACAACAAGCGGGGAACUCGCGUGGUGAAGGAGGCCCAGAAAACGCUGGCCAAUCCGCCGGUGGCCAUUCACAAGCGCGGAGUGCGCGACACGGGAAUCACUGUGGACGGGCAGUACGUGGAGAUCCCCGAGAAGAUCCCGGACAUCAUAGUGCCCGACCUGACCGGCUGCAAGCUGAAGCCCUAUGUGUCGUACAAAGCCCCCGAAGUCGUCCAAUCGGAGUUCACCAGCUUGGACCUGUUCAACGCCGUCUACUCGCAGAAGAUCAUCGAGGACUUCAAGGCGGGCACCCUGCAGGCGGACGGCAGUGCCAAGGAGCCCUCGGCCAACGAGCAACUGACUCCGGCGGAGGCGUUGCAGCGCGCCCGCAGGACGGGCAGCGAUAUAUUCUAGACAAUUAGGUUUAUUGUUUCUUAAAUACAGAGUCUGAACUCUCGA